AUGGAUUCGCAGCAUCGAACUCCUCCGUCUCCACAAGCCGGUGAUUCAACCGCCAUCAAUCUCACGGCCUUCCUCUUAUUCGUUGUCAUUGCCGCUGCGGUUUUGGUCCCUUCAGUGUCCUUAACCAUUCUGCACCAAGUCCCUGAAGGCCAUGUGGGGGUAUAUUGGAGAGGAGGUGCCCUUCUGAAAACAAUCACAGAGCCAGGUUUCCAUUUAAAGAUGCCUUUCUUAACUCUGUAUGAGCCAGUUCAAGUGACACUUCAGACAGACCAGGUGACAGAUAUACCAUGCGGUACUAAAGGAGGUGUUAUGAUCAAUUUUGGGAAGAUCGAGGUUGUUAACCGACUCCGUAAGGAAUUUGUCUUUGAGACAUUGCUCAACUAUGGUGUCCAGUAUGAUAAGACGUGGAUAUAUGACAAGAUUCAUCAUGAGAUUAAUCAGUUCUGCAGCUCUCAUAGUCUUCAACAAGUCUAUAUUGAUGUGUUUGAUCAGAUUGAUGAAAAGAUGAAAGAUGCUCUUCAAGUUGACUGCACCCGCUAUGCUCCAGGCAUUGAGAUCAUCAGUGUCCGUGUCACAAAGCCAACUAUUCCAGAGAGCAUAAGACGCAACUUCGAACAAAUGGAAGAGGAGCGUACUAAGGUCUUAAUUGCUAUUGAGAAACAGAAAGUAUCUGAGAAGGAGGCAGAGACAACGAAGAAGAUGGCUAUUAGUGAGGCUGAGAAGAAUGCCAAUGUUAGCAAGAUCCUUAUGGAACAAAAAUUGUUGGAGAAGGAUAGUGCUAGGAGACAGGAAGAGAUUGAGAAUCAAAUGUACCUGGCACGAGAAAAGAGCCUGGCAGAUGCAGAUUUCUACCGUGUAAUAAAGGAAGCUGAAGCAAACAGGUUGAAGCUUACCCCUGAAUUUCUUCAGCUUAAAUUUAUUCAGGCCAUUGCUAAUAAUACAAAGAUUUUCUUUGGGGACAAGGUUCCAAAUAUGAUUUUGGAUCAGAGGCUGCUUGGAAACUUCCUUCAAGAAGUUUCUAGAGGGUCAGCUACAAAGGCAAAAGCAGAUAUCUGAAUUCUUAGCCAUCGGUGCACAGGUGACUCAUAAGGAUUACCAACAUUUUGGAAGGGAUUGUUAUAUCCUCACAGUUAUCUUUUACACAAGAAGGAAACUAUUAUAUUACAAGGUUUUUUCGGGGGGGUUUUGUGUGUGUGAAUUCUUAGCCGUCAGUGCACAGGUGACUCAUAAGGAGUACCAACAUUUUGAAAGGGAGUGUUAUAUCUUCACAGUUGUCUUUUACAAAAGAAGGAAACUAUUACUUUACAAGGUUUUUUCGGGGUU
Messenger RNA from Gastrolobium bilobum, 1323 nucleotides. RefSeq lists its product as uncharacterized. Gene Ontology annotation, molecular function: cholesterol binding; ubiquitin protein ligase binding. The record is from RefSeq and is a predicted model, not a curated record. Gene Ontology annotation, biological process: SREBP signaling pathway. Lineage: Eukaryota; Viridiplantae; Streptophyta; Magnoliopsida; Fabales; Fabaceae. Gene Ontology annotation, cellular component: endoplasmic reticulum membrane; endoplasmic reticulum. The transcript has 9 exons. Bases 1 to 1056 code for a protein of 351 amino acids.